Molecule: messenger RNA, 751 nt
Organism: Ictidomys tridecemlineatus (thirteen-lined ground squirrel)
Lineage: Eukaryota; Metazoa; Chordata; Mammalia; Rodentia; Sciuridae
Gene: Wdr83os
Product: WD repeat domain 83 opposite strand
Biological process (GO): protein insertion into ER membrane
Cellular component (GO): endoplasmic reticulum membrane
Molecular function (GO): protein folding chaperone
Source: RefSeq, a predicted model, not a curated record
GCGGUUAGGAACCGAACCGCGAGGGCUGCGCGCGUUACUCUAAAAACCACCCUCCAUUUCCACGCCGGAAGCUGUAACUCCCGCGGCGGAAGACGCGCAACUUGAUCUCGCUAUGUCCACGAACAAUAUGUCGGACCCACGGAGGCCAAACAAAGUGCUGAGGUACAAGCCCCCGCCGAGCGAGUGUAAUCCAGCCUUGGACGACCCGACGCCGGACUACAUGAACCUGCUGGGCAUGAUCUUCAGCAUGUGCGGCCUCAUGCUUAAGCUGAAGUGGUGUGCUUGGGUCGCAGUCUACUGCUCCUUCAUCAGCUUUGCCAACUCCCGGAGCUCUGAGGACACUAAGCAGAUGAUGAGUAGCUUCAUGCUGUCCAUCUCUGCCGUGGUGAUGUCGUAUCUGCAGAAUCCUCAGCCCAUGACACCCCCCUGGUGAUGUCAGCGUCGAGGGGUCUCAUCUGGACCCUCUCUAUUCACCUUCUCCCUGGCCUGGCCUUUGGCUACUCAACCUUCUGCACUCAGCUGCUGACUUGGACUUCCCUGAGUGAGGUGCUCUCAGGGUCCCCAGCUGGACAGAGGAAACUUGGCCCUUUCCCUUGGGUCCCACUUCUGCUGGGGCACUGAGGGGGAAAAACAGGCCUAUACUUCCUGUCUCCCCUACCCUGCCUGCUACUGGGGGAGAUGCUGUUCAUGUUUCUAGGUGUGUUCACUCAUUUUCUUGUUGAAAUUGUUAAUAAAGUUUCUCACUCUGGCU